AUGAUUUUUCUCGAACCUGUUUGCCUUCAUUGUGACAGCAUCUUGCAACGCCAUCACCCUGUGCAUUCAAUUUCGAUCGGUUUACAGAUGUUUCCCAAGAUUCUUUUUGUGGCCUUCCUCUAUCUACUCUUUUACAAGGAACUAGGAGACAGUUUUCCCGAUCUUUCCUUUUUUUCUCACUCUCAGAGCCUAGGACUAAUCGACCCACUGUCCACUCACUCCCCCCCCACUACCACUACAGCCGCCGCCGCCGCCGCCGCUCCAUCUCUUUUACACUUUCUUCUUUGCUUUUCGCAUUUAUCAUCUUUAAGAGGCCAAGCUUGUUCUUUCUGCUGCCUUUCCUCUGUUUCUUUUUAUCGGAGACUUGGUCUAUUUAUCUCUCGGACUUUCUCGUUCCCCCUCCACAAUAUUUCGUUCGCACCUCCACCCCCGCAACCCGAUAAAAACAAUCUCCAACCAUUUUAUCUCUUUCGCGCCAUUUCUUCUGCCAUUUUCUAA
Molecule: messenger RNA, 498 nt
Organism: Acanthosepion pharaonis
Lineage: Eukaryota; Metazoa; Mollusca; Cephalopoda; Sepiida; Sepiidae
Source: the annotation of a GenBank genome assembly